UAUACUUGGAAUAAUUCGGAAGAUAUGUUAGCAGUUGCAAUUUAUUGCAUUUUUCUCAUUGUCUAUGCUGCAUUAGGAGCAACGCAAACAGAAACAUCGAGCAACAAUAAUAAUAUUGGCUGCAUUUCCCGCUGCAACUCUGAAGAUAUAUUUAACAUAUCCCCCGGCAAAAGCAGCAACAUCGUUAGCAGCAACCCAGACAACGACAGUAUCAGCGACGACAAGAAACCUACGCGCAGUGACAUCGGUCGGCUUCACAGCGUCGAUAGUGACGGCAGUGAUAUUAUCCUCCAAAAUAACAACAACAACUACAUUAAAGGACGGUUUGUUCGCAUUCACUUCGGGAUAGUACACAGCGAUAACAGAAGUAACACCGGUGACAUUAAAGGCAACAACAACAAUAACAACAACAGCAACGAUAAUAAAAAGUUUAUUCGCAUCCAUUUUGAAAGAAAAUUUGAAAACAGCAAUACCGAUAAUACCGCCCAUACCUUUUCAAUCAACAGUAUUAAAGGGGAAAUCAUUUGCGAACCGUUCAGAACACUUUCUAAGCUCAACGAUAAGGAUACAAGAGACACCCCAAAGUACAGCAAUAAUGAAGAAAAAGGCAGCGACGAAAAAGGGAAGUUAAUUCACAUUCAUUUGAAUGAAGAACUUAACGGCGGCAUUAAUGAUAACAGAAAAGACACCCUGACGUACACUGACGAAGACAACAACAGCGAAAAAAGGGUGUUCGUUCUCAACCGGAUCGAGCUGAUGUUAUAUGGCGAAAACAACAGUAACAACCUUGAAAGCAAAAGUGAGGACAAAAACGAUGAAAGAAAGCCCAUCCGUUCUGAUUUCGCUCACGUUUAUAAAAGCCACAUUAACAGGGGUAGUAACAAUGCCCCAAAAAGUAACAGCCAGGAUAGAUACAGUAACAAAAGGGAUGAGCUCAUUCGCAUUCAGUUCAGCUACAAGCUUGAUGAAAGCAACAACAACAGCAGUAUCAGAAGCGACGUCCUGAAAAAUAUCGAGGAGGGUGAACACGACAAAAGAAGGUUCAUUUGCUUUCCUCGCUUAUUGUUUGAUGAUCGCAACAGCAGCAGCAUCUUUGAAAACAAAAGUGAAGAUAAAAGCGAUAGGAACAAUUACAUUCACAUUUGCAUAAUAAGUAGUGUAAAUAACAAGACUGGCUUCAGCAUCCUGAAAACUAAUGAUGAGAAAAACAAGAGUAACAACAAUAAUAAGUGGUUCUGGCGGAUUCUUGCCUGCAGAAUAUACAACGAUAGCAGCAAAACCAAUAACCAGAGCGACAGAAGAAACGCAACGAAGCUUAUCCUCAACCGCCUCACGAGAAAAUAUGACUGCACCAGCUUUAGUGAUGGUACUCAGAAAAGUACCACGGUAGAACUGCUUAGCAGUGGUAGCUUAAACGAAAUGAACGGCACCAACUACAUCAAUCUUAGCGGCAACAACAAAAAAGAAAAAUUAUUUUUAACCGAUUGUUGCGGAUUUUUUGUCAACAAUAAUAACAUUAACACCAAUAUUCCUAAAAUUAGUGGCGAUGAUAGUAAAGGGAAGUUCAUCUGCACUUAUGGCAAUAGCAGCAACAUCCUGAAGUACAAUGAAGAGGACAACAACAGCGACAAAAAAGGAUGGAUAAUUCCCGACUGGAACCCGAAAGCAUUUGAUGACAGAAACAACAGUUGCAUCCUUAAAAGCAACAAGGACAUAAGCGACAAAAAGAAUGUUACUCGUAUUUAUGACAUAAUAUUUAACGAGAAUAACAGCGCUGGCAACAUCAUCUUAAUAGCCAGUGAUGACAACAGCAGCAACAGCAACGGCAGGAAAAGAUGGCUCAUUUGGUUUCGCAUUUUAUCAUUAUCUAAUGACAGCAACAAAACCACCAACGACAUCGGCAGCAAAGACGGAGGUAUCGGAUGCAUUAAUUUCCGUUUACGGUUUGAUAACAGCAACAGCAGCAGCACCUUUGAAAGCAAAAACGAGAACAAGGACAAAAACAAGUUCAUUUGCAUUAACAGCAAGAAUAACACCAGUAAAUGGAAGAUCGAGUGGUUUGAUUCCAUACGCAUAUUUGUCGACGGAAACAAAAUUAUUAGCAGCAUCAUGAAAAACAGCAGCACGAAGAGCAGAAACAGUGCAAGGGUUUUCAUAAGAAUCUCUAAUUUUGGAGAAUUUAGGGACGCCAAUAGCGUUAGCAAUAAUACGCAGAAAAAUACUAGUGUAGAAUUAACUGGUAACAUUAGCUCAAGCAAAAUAUACGACUCCAUCAGCAUCAUCCUCGACGACAGCCUUUGUUCCAAAAGUGUCAAUGAUAAUGACAAUAGUAACAACAAUGACAAAAAACUGCGCAUCCACAGCCGCUGGGCAAUCAAAAUUCACAAGAGUAACAGCAUUCUAAAGAGCAACAACGAGGACAAAAACGCUAAAAAGUAUUUCGUAAAGAUUCAGUCCGGAUCAACGCAUAGUGGUAGCAAAAGAAACAGCAGCAGUAGCAACAACCCCAUCGAAUUCAUUCACAUUAAUUUUGCAAUACGAACUGGUAAAAGACGUCGCAACAACGCUGACGCCCUGAAAAACAACAACGAAAUCAACAAAAGUGAUCAAAAGAAGUUCAUUCGUAUAACUUUCAGCGCGGCUUCUAGAUACAGCCGUGACAAAACCAACAUCUUUAUUAGAGAUGUUGGUUUUGGUAACGUGGCCAACAGUGGCGACAACAAAGAGAAAUCGCUCUGCUUCGAAUUCGACGAUGCGUUUAAAAUCAACAGCUGCCGCGAUUUCAAAUUCAACGAUGAAAACAGUAACAAUGACGUUAAGAAGAAAUUCAUUCGCAUUCGUACGGACUAUAUGCGUAAGAACAACAAUAGCGGAAGCGACGUUCUAAAACACACCGAACAGAAUAUGAGCGACCAAAAGGGGGAGAUAACUUGCUUUCCUUCCCGACUGUUUAAUGAUACUAGUAACAGCAACGUUUCUGAAAGCGACAGCGCAAACGCAAAUGAUAAAAAGGAAUGUACGCGUAUUAAUUUCUCGGAAGAACCUGAAGACAACAAAAACAACAGUAAAAGCAAUAUUCUUAAAAACAGCAGUGAGGAGAACAACAGUGAUAAGAAAGGAAUGUUCAUUAACCACCGUUUUACCUUAGCGUUUGGUAGCAAAAAUAGAAGAAACUUCCGAAGAAGCAACAGCGAGGGUAAAAACGAUAAAAAAAAGUUCAUUGACACAUGUUUCAACAUAAUAAUUAACAGAACUAAUAACGUCGGCAGUACUGCCCUGAAAACGAACAAUAAGAAUAACAGUAGGAAUAGCAGUAAAAAGUGGUUUAAUUGGAUUCGUUUCAGGUAUUUAUUUGAUGACAGCAACAAAACCCUUAAAAGUAGUUUCCAGGAUGGCAAUAACAAUGCAAUGAAGUUCAUCAACACUUAUUUCCUGGGAAAAUAUAGCGACAGCUGCAAGUUUAUUAAUAAUACUCACAACAGCAUCAAUGUCAAAUUGCUUACUAAUGACAGCUCGAUCGAAGUGGCCGGCACCUUCGAUGCCAGCUUCAACGACACACUUUGUUUCAACACCAGCAGCAAGAACAAUAAUGAAGAGAAGUUCUACAUUCAUUUGGCUUGGGUAAAUAGUUGCUACAACGAUAGCAGCAUCUUUAAGAAUCAAAACGAAAUUUAUGAAAACGAUUUAAAGAUAUUCAAAAACACUAUUGUCCGGGAAAUUACUAGGUGUGACGAGAACAGUAUCAGAGAGGUUCUUAGAAAGAACAAUGUGGAUGACGACGGUAACAAUAAAGUGAAUUUCCCUCACAUAAAAUUCCGAAUGAAGUUCGACAACUACAAAAACAGUGACAACGAAUCCCCGAAAUCUAGUGCCGACGAUAAAAUCACUGAUGCCAAAGGGAAGUUCAUUCGCAUUCAUUCUAAUCUAAAACAUCAAGAGAACGACAGCAGCAGAUGCAGCAUUAUGAAAAACAACAGUGAAGGCAACAAAAACAAGAAAAAACGAAUGUUCAUUUGGGCCCGUCCCCAGAUACUACUUGAUCACAACAGCAGCAGCAGAAGUAGCAACAGUAACCGUCCCAAGAACAAACAGCAGGAUGUCAAAAUAAAUGCAACAAUAUUAUUCUGCAUGAAUUCAGGUCAAUUACUGGAUAGCAGCAGUGGGAGCAGCAUCUUUGAAAAUGUCAGUGUGGCCAAAAACGAUAAAAAGGAGUUCGCUCAAAUCGAUUUCGUUUUUCCAUUUAAGAGGGACAACAACUUGUUAAGCAGCAAGGAAGAUAACAACAACAAUAAGAAAUUGAUUAGGACUGACUGA
Molecule: messenger RNA, 4314 nt
Organism: Gongylonema pulchrum
Lineage: Eukaryota; Metazoa; Nematoda; Chromadorea; Rhabditida; Gongylonematidae
Source: the annotation of a GenBank genome assembly